Molecule: messenger RNA, 1607 nt
Organism: Xylaria bambusicola
Lineage: Eukaryota; Fungi; Ascomycota; Sordariomycetes; Xylariales; Xylariaceae
Product: aminotransferase family protein-like protein
Exons: 3
Coding region: 152-1492 (446 amino acids)
Source: RefSeq, a predicted model, not a curated record
UCUCUUCAAAGCUUCUCAUCAGCCGGUUUCUAACGUUGCCAUCCUAACGAGCUGGCGCUAUCUACCCGUCACUAGAAGGUAUCGCGGCUAUAGUCAGCGGCUUACCCAGCCAAGCUUCAAUAGUUGCUUAUCCCAAGCAACUACGGCAACAAUGGUACCAUUUGGCAAGCCAAUGCGCGAGGCCCACUUCGGCUUCGCAGAUUCCUAUGUGCCUCUGAAUCACGGUUCCUUUGGAACAUUCCCUAAUGCCGUACGCGAGUAUCAGCGGAGGCUACAGGGCGAAACCGAGGCUCGCCCUGAUACCUUCAUCAGAUUUACGUAUCCUAAGCUCCUGCUUCAAGCACGACAGGCCAUUGCACCACUGCUAGGGGCUGAUGCCGAAGAGGUGGUCUUUGUGCCAAAUGCUCUCACCGGCAUCAACACGGUUCUGAGAAAUCUGACGUAUGUAGAAGGCGACGUGAUUCUCUAUUUCAGCACCAUAUACGGUGGAUGUCUUAAGACAGUUCUCUCGCUCGAGGAGACGACUCCCGUUCGUGGCUAUUGUAUUGACGUGCUCUACCCUAUCGAGGACGAUGAGAUUCUCAAUAAAGUAAAAGUUGCACUUGCCGCGAUACAGCAGCAGGGGAGACGAGUUGUGUUGGCUUUGUUUGAUACAGUCCUAACAUUUCCUGGUGUGCGAUUUCCCUGGGAGUCGCUCGUCCAAUUAUACAAGCAACAUGGCAUUUUAACUUGCAUCGAUGCUGCUCACGGCAUAGGCAAUAUCGGGUUGGCCCAUCUCGCUGACGUCGGGCCUGAUUUUGUCAUUAGUAACUGUUAUAAGUGGCUCAUGGUUCCUCGUGGGUGUGCAGUCUUAUACGUUCCUAAACGUAAUCAACACUUGAUUAAAACAACAUACCCCACGGAUGGUCGCUAUCUAUCUCAAGCCGAUAGGAAAUCUAUUCCGUCCACGAAAUAUUUUGGUGAUCUCUUUGAACACGUUUCUACCAUAGACACGUCGCCCUAUUUGUGUGUAUUAGAGGCCUUGAAGUUCAGGAAUGAGGUAUGUGGUGGCGAGGAACAGAUACGUACCUACUGCAUAGGGCUCGCGAAGCAAGGCGGGGAGCUGAUGGCCAUGCUCAUGAGUACAGAAGUCCUCAAGAGUAAGACUGGCACUCAGCAAGAGUGUUGCUUCACGAACGUAAAACUUCCCCUCAGCGUUGUUAAAGACAGGUCCGUCGGCGGUGCUCCGGCGGUCAGAGGAAUUCUCCCUGGUGACGCCCAAGACGUAGCCUAUUGGAUAACAGAGAGGAGCGUGAACGAAUUCGACACGUAUCUAGCGGUCAGAUAUUAUAACGACGGCUUUUGGGUACGGCUCUCGGGCCAAGUCUACCUCGACCGCAGUGACUUCGCGUGGGCUGCGGGGGUACUGCUUGAACUCUCUGCUAGGGCCGAACGAGGUGAUUGGAAGUCAGGCACAAGUAUUCUGCCCGACUCACGAGUAGAUUACCGGUAACCGGGUGUCUGUGAAGGCCAAUGGGAAAGACUCAUAAAUGCAUGUUUCGCACCCCGCGCUUCUUGAUUGCUGAGAUCGGGAUGAUCAAGAACCGAGGGUUAGUUACCCCAAGCCA